AAGCACUCCCGCCUGGUCCGGCGUCUGCAAUGGCAAGAGCAGCGGCGGCGGAGGCCUUUUCGCGGCGCCUGGGCGCGGCCGUGCGCGGCCUCUCCGGCGCCUGGUACAACCGUCAUAUGGCCGCCGCCGACCGCGCCAUCCGCGCCCGACUCCCCCUUGUCGACCUCGUCCUCGAGGUCCGCGACGCCCGCGUACCCGCCACCUCGGCGUUCGAGCUUCUCCACCGCCGCUCCCCGGAGGAGCCCGACGUGCGUCGGCUCGUUGCGCUCAACAAGGCCGACCUGGCUGAUCCGUCCGAAACCGAGAAGUGGGUGGCGUUCAUGAAGCAAAGGGGCUGCUCGUGCAUCGCGGUCAAUUCACACUGCAGGGAAAGCAUCAAUGAGCUGUUGAAUGCUGUGCGUGGGAGGAUCAGGGAGGUCAAGCUUGGGGUGAGCGACUGCACAGGGACUGUUCUCUUGGUCGGUAUCCCUAAUGUUGGCAAGUCGGCCAUCAUCAAUGCGAUGCAUCAAAUUGGAAGGAUUGGGGCAGCAGAGAAGGGAAAGCUCAAGCAUGCUAUUGUCAGCAGCCAUCCAGGAGAAACCAGAGAUAUAAGUGGCUACAAGGUUGCUAGUCAUCCAAAUAUAUAUGUGUUAGACACUCCUGGUGUUCUAUCUCCUAUAUUUGCUAAUGAUGAAUAUGGUCCCAGGCUAGUUUUGACAGGAGCAAUUAAGGAUUCCUUGUUAGAGGAGUAUGAGAUUGCACAAUUCCUUCUUACAAUUCUUAACUUAAGGAAGGAAUGCAGGGAGUGGGAGAACCUGAAUCUAGAUGGAGAUAAAUCUUCUUUUGCUGAUGCAGUUCCCACCAGGAGUUGCCAUACUAAAAGGCAGUAUUCCUCAGAUCAUACCCAGGAUUUUAUCGUUAGAGCCGUUCGUCAAGCGCUUUCUGAGACCAUAGCAUCUUUUCAGGGAGAUUUAGGAAAUGAGAAUGAUUUAAGAAGAUUGGUAGAAAUCCAGUUUACACACUUGCAGAAUGCUUUCAGGAUUUCUGCUGAAACAAUUGAGGAUAGGAAUAAACGUGUCGCUGUCAAAUUACUCAAUCUCUAUCGCACAGGAAGGCUUGGCCAUUAUACCUUAGACCAUGUUCCAGAUGUUAGGCAGGAAGUAGCUGCAUAAUCAUCCAAUGUGGAACACGGGUCAGAGAAGGAUAUAUGUGGAUACAAAUCAUUACUUACUUAGUCUGGAAAACAGAGAAAAGGAUAAGAAGAUUGAAGCAUCAAACGGUGAUUUACUUACCAGGGACUCAUCACUUGAUUUUGAGUCUAGUACUUCUCUAUACCCAGUAUGAAUGGAAGCUCUUGACGUCUGCUUAUCAAGAAUAUUAUCAUGCUUCUCUUGAUCUCGAAAAUACUCAUCCACACAGCCUGCAAUUUUUCUUUGUGCAGCUGUGGAGGUCCUCUCCCGACCAGUUUGGUAAUACGAAGAGGCUCAUAAAGAGGCAUAUGGCACACCCUAUGGCAAUUGUACUCAAGCGAUCUCGUGCUAAAGGCAGUAUGUUCUCUUGGCGGAAGCUUGAGACCGUUAUCAGAUUGAAGAAACCGAAGAAGUACAUCCACAAAUGGCACAUAUUAUAAUCAGUAUGAUGCUAGUAGAUUACCUGCGGUAAAUUCGAGCACAACAACAACCGUCAUGACAGCCCACAUUGCAUUCUUUCCCACUCCUUUGAACAAGGGUUCUAGUAUAUACAAGAGCGAGACCAGUGUGAGAGCUGUCCCAACCUUGAGAGCAUGAAUGGCUCUCCUUUGAUCUUCUCUUCCAAUACUCCAUGCGUACGCCCACCAAGAAGCAGGAAUCCUGGUGAUCUUCUUCACUCUCUCAGGAAGCAUCAGCAAGCUGUUCUUGUUGCUGCUGGGAUCUACAGCACAAGCCAUUCUUGCAGCCUGGGCUCAAGAUGAAUGCUCAGGUUCCUUGGAAGAUGGCAAUGCUACCAACAGUAACGCCGUCUAGGUGUUCCGAAUAUCAGGAAGGGAGAGGACGCUAACUUCGUCCCGUUUGUUGAGCAACUCGCCGAGUCACAGGACGAUACGCAUUUCUCCUUUUCCUGACGCUGAUACGUGGUGAUGGCGGCCUUGACUUUGCACUGGACCAUCGGCUGAAUGAGUUCACGUGAAGAGGAAGUUGGGAAAGGCCCCGGGCUCGGCAAGCCGCUCGUGUGCGCGCCUUGAUUGGACGACAAUGGCCGGCUCGUCCGGUCCCGGUCCGGCUGUGGUGGAGAGCGACAUGUGCGGAUGGCCGCUUGAGGUUGUAGUGUAGGGCGAAGGUCACGGUUGUCGCCGGGUUCAGAUUUGUCGUGCGGCCGCUCUGCCAGCUGCGGUGAUUCUCUGCCGUCAGAUUUCUUUUUGCCGUCCGGGGGUCGACACCUUGCCAGGCGAGGGCACACCUGUGAACUGGUUGGUGGCCUUGUGUCAAACCUGCACUUGAAAUGCACGGCUGGUGCUGGACUUUGGGUUGGUUCGCAUUGAUCACAUCUAAUUUAGGGAUAUUUUUGUUUUUUGUCGCUAAGCCUUCGUAUCAUUGCAUGAUUUCUAAAACAAAACUUCUGUACUUUUUUACUAGUGAUAGCAACAACUAUUUUUUUCUCUUGUUA
Molecule: messenger RNA, 2622 nt
Organism: Triticum dicoccoides
Lineage: Eukaryota; Viridiplantae; Streptophyta; Magnoliopsida; Poales; Poaceae
Product: DAR GTPase 2, mitochondrial-like
Exons: 12
Coding region: 30-1151 (373 amino acids)
Biological process (GO): mitochondrial translation
Cellular component (GO): mitochondrion
Molecular function (GO): GTP binding; GTPase activity
Source: RefSeq, a predicted model, not a curated record